AUGUCUUUCUUUUAUUUGACGCCUGUAAAAGGGGAUAUGCCAGUGUAUUUAUUGGAGAUAAUCAUUACAAAUAGAUUAAAAUACUUGAAAGAUAUUAUAAAAGGAAAAGAAAGUAUUUACAAUGAAUAUUUGGUGGAAGGGGGCAUUUACGACAAUGUUGGACAUUUUAUCUUGUGCACCUUAGGAAUUUUAGGAAAUAAUUAUGGAUUUUCAAAAUUUUUAUUACAAGCCGAAGUGGAGCUAUUUAAACGUAGACUUGAAUCACUUUCAGCAUAUGACCUUCGAUGUUUUUCAAAAAGACUGUUAAAGGCUUUAAGAAAACUGGAAAGAACGGCACCAUUUAUUGAACCUCUGCAAGUUUUAUGCCAACAUUUAAUUUUACGGAACCUUGUCCAUCAUAUUGGACAGUACCAUGAUAAUAAUUGCUGCACAUACAAUAUUAAAAUAAAAUUCAAUCAUUGUUUACAACUAGUAGCAAAAAGACAAGUUGAACUUAGAAAUGGUAUUGCACAUAUACCUUGUAGUAAAUGGAAAUCAUAUUUAAUAACACUCUUUAAUAACCAAUUAAAAUAUAGGUUAAGAAACAUAGACUUGACAGUCCUUAAUAAUGAUGUACGUAUAAUUGACUUAUUGUAUAAAUUUAAAGAUCAAUUUAAUUGCUUUAAUAAUGACUGUAAAAGUAAGGUUCUAAUGAGUAAAGAUGUUGAUCUUGCAUCAAAGUUUUUUCCACCUUGUAUGCUUAAUCUUCAUCAGUACUUACGUCAAAAACAUAGAUUAUCUCAUAUGCAAAGAUUUUAUUAUAGUUUAUACCUUAAAGACAUAGGCAUGCCUGUAGAAGAAGCUAUUGACUUUUGGAGAAUGGAAUAUAAAAAAAUGCCAAAUGGAAGUCACAGCUGUGGCCAUACUUGGGAUAAAGAUGAAAGGAAAUUUAUUUAUGGUAUUAGACACCUCUAUGGCUUAGAAGGUGGUCGGAAGAUUUAUACCUCAGUUGACUGUCAGCGAAUCCAAAAUGAAAACUAUGCCUCUUCUGAAGGUGGAUGUCCCUUCAAAUCUUUUGAAAGCCAUAGAAUGCGAGAAAUUCUUGAAUCAGAUAGUAAUGAAGUAGUUUUGUCACAAAUUAAUGAACUGAAGGAACAUAAACAGUAUGUUCCAGCAUGCCAAUUGUAUUUAAAAAAGAAAUUUACAAAAAAUGUUGACAGUAUCUUUGAACAUAGCUUUAAUUUUACACCACUAAAGUUUUAUGAAAUUGCUUCAAAAGCACAUUGUAACUAA
Parnassius mnemosyne (clouded apollo) is the source of this 1272-nucleotide messenger RNA. The record is from the annotation of a GenBank genome assembly. NCBI's taxonomy places the organism in Eukaryota, Metazoa, Arthropoda, Insecta, Lepidoptera, Papilionidae.